This is a messenger RNA of Aphanomyces astaci, 1548 nucleotides long. RefSeq lists its product as hypothetical. The record is from RefSeq and is a predicted model, not a curated record. Bases 297 to 848 code for a protein of 183 amino acids. The transcript has a single exon. NCBI's taxonomy places the organism in Eukaryota, Oomycota, Saprolegniomycetes, Saprolegniales, Verrucalvaceae.
CACGCGUUGCUUAAAUAUAUAUUACUUAUUACUACUAGUAUAUACUGUACUAAGUCGCCACAACUAUUAAAAUACUGCUACAAAGACGACGUGAGCGGUGAUCAAAACACAACCUCGUCGCAGCCGCAGCUGCUGCUCAAUUCACUUCCUACUUCGCUCGGUGCGGUCUUGGAGGCAUACACGAGCGUGCAGUCAGUGGGGGAGAUGCGGAACAGACCUGCCGCUUUGCCACGUCGUCGCAUUUUCGUUGGUUGUACGAGUAGCGCGGGAGGGCAACGAAGAGGCGGACGGGGGCGAUGAGGAUGAUAAUGGUGCCGGUCAGAUGGUGGCUUCGGCUUGACCGACUCGAGAAUGGGCACGACGUCCAUCACGUCGUCUUCGCCCCAAGAUUUGGCAUUGUUGUGGGUAGAAUGCGCGACGUGGGUCGACAGUGUCGCACGACUCGAGGGCAGCCUCGUACUCGUGGCAUCUGUAAGUCGAAAAGUGGAUUGCGUGUGCAAGUUGUUUGGGGUGGUGGUGAUGGCCUUGACGUUGGGCACGACAUGGGGGGAGGGGCCUUCUUGGUCGUGGAGGCAAGAAACUGUUUUGGCCAGACUUUCGGGGCACUUGAAACAAAUAGGCACGCGCGGGGGCGACCGUCGCUGAUGUGGCAGCACCUGGACGGGCAACGGGGCGUACGUCGUACAGGUGGCGCAAAUAGCAUGGCCGCAGAGUCGGCAAUGGUGGCGCCUCGCGAACACCACGCCAAACGAUUUAAAGCACAAAUAACAGUACGCGUUGUGUGUCCACAGAGAUUUGGGCACAAUCGUCAUCCCGUGCAUGCCAGUGCGAAACCAUCGAGUGGCUGACACUGCCAAGUGCUGAAUCCCGUCCAUGGACAACACAGACGCUGGGGGAACGGACUGGAAUUGCAGCAGAAACGAUAUAGUGCACGUCGUUGGACCGUUGGAUUCAAUCACGAAGCCACUGGGGUGCAGCAGGGCGAGACGCGAGAUCGAGUCUGUGGUGGCCCGUCCUGGAAGCAUUGCAGGUUGCCAUACUUGAACGCCCACGUGCAUGUGUUCGGCCGUGAGUGGCGGAUCGUCAUAUACGUGAAAAGCCAAGGGGGCGCCGCUGUCGUCGUACGCGUGGGUAGAUGUGAGGAACGUCAGGUCGUACAUGUUGUGGUCGUGCUGGAGCGCGAGCCAGUGCAGCGACACUGGGCUCGGAUCACUGUGGAGCCGGACACCAUCGACAAACGACUCGCCAAAGUACUGAAACAUGCGCUUUCGAAACGAUUGGCUGGUGCUACUGUCCAUGGCCAGCGAGUGCACGAGGGACUGAACGGUGCCACGCACGACCGUCACUGCUUUGACGCCGUGGCUGGUUCGAUAGAGGUCGAUGCCAUCGACAGCGCCGGCGUACUCGAACGAAGAUGCGGCUUCGUCGUCCAAGAGGCGAUCCGCGGCGACGUCGGCAAGGCGGUGGUUGGUGGCAUGGUCGUCGCGCCGCAACGGCUCGAUCGAAAGCAUCCGCAUGGUGGAUGCGAUUGCUGCUGCGGCCAUCGUG